Messenger RNA from Cercopithifilaria johnstoni, 1308 nucleotides. NCBI's taxonomy places the organism in Eukaryota, Metazoa, Nematoda, Chromadorea, Rhabditida, Onchocercidae. The record is from the annotation of a GenBank genome assembly.
AUGCCAAGUGCUGAUGAUGUAUUUCGACAGUUCGAAAUUGAAUUAGAUGCAGGUCAUGAACCAAUCUUUCAUGGUGAUGAAUUGAUAACUGGUAAACUACGAAUUGAACUGAAGAGACCAAUGACCAUACAAGCCAUCAAAUUACAAUUUAAAGGUCGUGCUGCAUGUAUAAAAAGAGAUUCCUCAAAAAGAGCCGAAGUUGAAAAGGUGUAUUUUGAUAGAGAUUUUACAUUAUUAGAAAGACCACCUGGUCGACCUGAACCAGGACAUUUCCCAUGGAUUGCCAAUUUCUUAUAUUGUCUGCCAUUUGAAUGUCCGUUACCACUGGGUUGUCCAACUUCAUAUGAAAGCCCUCAUGGAUUUAUUCGGUAUUUCAUUCGAGCUACUCUUAUCGAAGAAGCUGGAUCUGAUUCGCGCGAAUAUAUCGCUAAAAAGCCGAUCUCAGUGAUUGCACCCAUGGAAUCGUUUAUGGAAUCAGCUGCACAACCAAUUGGUACCUCUGAAACAGUAUCAUUUGGUGGUUGUUGUUGUCGUGGAAAAUUGAUCGCUGAAGUACGUUUACCAAAAUCUGCCUAUGCACCAGGUGAAACAGUUAUUGGUUCUAUCAAAAUUGAUAAUCGACAUCCAAGGCAUAUCGUUGACCAGAUGGAACUUCGUUUAGUGGAUCGUGUGCAAUGUGUUGAUUCUAAGAAUAAUAGUACACUACCAAAUCGGACGUUGAUUAUACGUCGGCUGGAGAAACACGAUGCUGUUAAAUCAAAAAGUAUGCUGCAGAAAGAUGAAGUGUUUUUCUUGCAAAUCCCUGCUUUAGCACCAACUAUAGGGACAAAAUUACAUAAAUCUAGUGUCACUAAUAAUACUACAACGACGGAUAUUGAUGUCACAGUGACGCCAGAUCAGCCAGUAUCAAAUCCCAAAUUCCUAAUUGAAUUUCCAGAAUCUCCAAGCAGUGCAACUUUGAGAUUCCGAAAGAAACCCUUCUUGCGGAUUGAAUACGCCAUACAAUUAUCGCUUGGUGAUUACUUGUUGUUGGAAUUGCCGAUAACAAUUUUACCAUUGCCAUGUCGCGCUAGCAAUAUCAGUUAUCAGCCAUUUGUGGGUGGCGCACAACCAAUACCAGAAAGUGAUGAAUCAGGAAAAUUCAUUUAUGGUGAUGGUUUCAUGUUUACUCCCCAAUAUAGUGUACUGAUUCCAUCUGCCAGUAAUUAUUCAUCCAAAGAUGGUGUUAUUGGAAAUUCAGCAACAGCAGCGGUGAUAGCAAAUGUAUCACAUUCAAACGGUAACACCGAGAAUGGUAGCAAGAGAUGA